AUGCCGCCGACGGUAAAGGAGGCGGCUCCGCUCACUGUCCUCGUGACCGGAGCCAACCGGGGCCUUGGCAAGGCUCUCGUUGAAGAGUUCAAGCGCCUGGGCGACGACGCUUACGGCGCCCACCGGCCGGAGUGCCCGCAGAACCAGGCCACGGUCGCCGGCCGCAGCGAUAUGAGCAAAGACAAGAAAGCCCCCAAGGUCAAAAAGGCUGAAUACCUCGAGGUCAGCAAGGGCCAGCACAACCUUAACUUUUGUCGCAUUAUUGUCGACGAGUCCCAAAACAUCAGGAACCCCUCAAGCACCAACCAUCGAGUCAUCCGGCAACUGCUGAAGAUCUUUCGCUCGUUCGGCGGAUGCACCGCCACGCCCACGAUCAAUCGUGUCACGGACAUCGUCGGAACUUCGGCUCUGGUCUGGCAGGUGUCUCGGCUUUCCGAGUACCUAACGCCCCCUGACACUUUGUCGUUCGUGCAAAUGGCCAAGCGCACUUGGCUCCAUCCAGAGGACGGCGCGAAGUCUUGGUUCGGCCAAAAGACUCCCCAGGAAAUCAAGGCCAGCCUGCGCAUCUGGCAACAACGUGGCUUCCGGUGGUGGCUUCUCCACCCUAAGGCCCAGCGUCAGAUUGUUGAUGCCGACCAGCCAACAAAGAUUUCUUUGAAAAUCUUCGAAGCAACGAACAUGUACACAUGCCGGCGUGGCAUGGAUACAGCGCUCCACCUUCCCAACGGCACUGUCACGUACCCGCGCGAGAAGAUCCCAGCGCACACGAUCGUAUCCGAGGACCUGGCUUAUCGUUUCUGCUUCCAGGAGGUGUCCGAGGCCACAGAGGCAAUCCUCAAGAAUGUCUCUUUCCCGUCGAAGCACGACGGUGACACCAACCAAACGGCGGACGCGGUCAGCGGGGGCGAUAACAGCGGAGGCAACCCCGCUGCGUCAGACUCGAAGAAGGCCAACGAGGGGUUGAGUUUGUCGCUCGUCCGGGCGCUCUGCUUCUUGGCGAUGGAUUACAACUCCUAUCGCAUGCUGACGUCGGACGACGCGAUAACGUCCAUGGCUUCGGAGGACCUCAAGGCAGCGCUGGCCAACAGCGGCGCUCACCCAGGUAACUAA
Molecule: messenger RNA, 1110 nt
Organism: Gaeumannomyces tritici R3-111a-1
Lineage: Eukaryota; Fungi; Ascomycota; Sordariomycetes; Magnaporthales; Magnaporthaceae
Exons: 1
Coding region: 1-1110 (369 amino acids)
Source: RefSeq, a predicted model, not a curated record